This is a messenger RNA of Vigna angularis (adzuki bean), 756 nucleotides long. RefSeq lists its product as uncharacterized. The record is from RefSeq and is a predicted model, not a curated record. The coding region runs from base 1 to 756 and encodes 251 amino acids. NCBI's taxonomy places the organism in Eukaryota, Viridiplantae, Streptophyta, Magnoliopsida, Fabales, Fabaceae. The transcript has 2 exons. Gene Ontology annotation, molecular function: nucleic acid binding; zinc ion binding.
AUGGCGGGUUAUAGAAGAUGUAAUAUCUGUCGGGUUGAGGGACAUUUCGCUAGGGAUUGUCCUACUGUCAAGAGGACAGGUCAGCAGACUUCCCAGGCCGGGAGAGCACAUCCGAGGAGCGGUGCCAGACCGCAGGCUUUAGGCAAAGUGUAUGCUAUAUCAGGGUCAGAGGCAGCCAGCUUAGGUACUCUUAUUGUUGGGCAUUGUAUGUUGAAUGGUAGAGAAUGUUGUGUAUUAUUUGAUUCUGGAGCGACACACUCCUUUGUGUCAGAAGAUUGCGUGGCUAUUUUGGGUCUGGUAGUGAGGGAGUUACAGUAUGACUUGGUUGUAGCAACUCCCACUUCAGGGUUGGUCAAGACAUCUACCUUGUGUGCUAGAUGUUCUGUGGUUGUAGAAGGACAUUGUGGUGAGAAGAAUUUAGUUUUUCCUGAAGAGGAAGGGGCAGUGUUGUUGUCUUCAGGGCAGCUGAAGCAAGAUUUGGUAGAAGGUGCUUGUUGCUUUCUCGUGUUAUCGCAUCUGUCAGUUGAGCAGAGUGGGCAUGGUUUAGAUCACUCAGUGGUGAGUGAUUUCUUGGAUGUGUUUCCUGAGGAAGUGUCGGGAUUGCCUCCUCAGAGGGAAGUCGAGUUCUCUAUUGAUUUGGUGCCUGGAGCAGGACCAAUAUCGAUAUUGUCGUAUAGAAUGGCUCCAGCUGAGCUGAAGAAGCAAAUUGAGGAUUUGCUUGAGAAACAAUUUAUCAGACCAAGUGUUUCUCCGUGA